Raphanus sativus (radish) is the source of this 1245-nucleotide messenger RNA. RefSeq names its product expansin-A9. Bases 71 to 856 code for a protein of 261 amino acids. Gene Ontology annotation, cellular component: extracellular region. Gene Ontology annotation, biological process: plant-type cell wall organization. NCBI's taxonomy places the organism in Eukaryota, Viridiplantae, Streptophyta, Magnoliopsida, Brassicales, Brassicaceae. The record is from RefSeq and is a predicted model, not a curated record. The transcript has 3 exons.
UUCCACUUCCCUCACACAAAUCUCCUCUUUCUCCCUCUUCUUAAAAACUUUUUCCGUACUGAAGAAAAAAAUGGCUGCCAAAGUAAUGCCAGCAAUGGCGGUUAUAGUGGUUGCUGCUCUGAUGGCGACCACAGUGAACGCCAAAAUCCCCGGAGUUUACACCGGAGGUCCCUGGAUCAACGCUCACGCCACUUUCUACGGCGAAGCUGACGCUUCAGGGACUAUGGGUGGUGCGUGCGGGUACGGGAACUUAUAUAGCCAAGGUUACGGUGUGAACACGGCGGCUUUAAGCACGGCCUUGUUCAACAAUGGUUUGAGUUGUGGUGCUUGCUUCGAGCUCAAAUGUGUUAAUGAUCCAGGCUGGUGUCUUCCAGGAAACCCAUCAAUCCUUAUCACCGCUACUAAUUUCUGUCCGCCUAACUUUGCUCAAGCUAGCGACAAUGGUGGUUGGUGUAACCCUCCGCGUGAGCACUUUGAUCUCGCCAUGCCUAUGUUCCUAUCCAUUGCUAAGUAUAAGGCCGGUAUCGUCCCCGUCUCUUACCGCAGGGUUCCAUGUAGGAAGAAAGGAGGUAUGAGAUUCACUAUUAAUGGAUCCAAGUACUUCAACUUGGUGCUAGUCACUAACGUAGCCGGAGCCGGAAACGUCCAGAUGGUCAGUGUUAAAGGAAGCAACACAGGUUGGUUAGGUCUUAGCCGUAAUUGGGGACAAAACUGGCAAUCAAACGCAAUUCUGGUCGGCCAAUCUCUUUCUUUCCGAGUCAAAACCUCCGAUGGCCGAAGCUCCACCUCCAACAACAUCGUUCCCAGUAACUGGCAAUUUGGUCAGACUUUCUCCGGCAAGAACUUCCGCGUCUGAUUUCUAGAAGAUAAAACAAUAAUCUGCUGAAGAUAUAUUUGAAGAUUUUUUUUUCUUCCUAAUAUAUAUAUUACGUACGUGUCUUUAAAAUUAAUUAGAUAUGAUUUGGAAUUGGGAUUCCUACCAAUUUUCCCUUAUUUUCUCAGGGAAAGUAUUUGGGUUGCUUCGUUUGGAAGUUAGGUUCUCUUUAAAAACAUUUAGACUUUGUGUUAUGUCUAGUUUGGUUCUGUAGAGAGGUUGAAGCGGCUUCAAAAAGAAAGGGUCGGAAUAAAGAUAAUUGUAGCCCGCAGCUCUCUCUCUUUUACGCUCUGAUCAUUGUAUUAAGUAUAUAUCUAUGAUAUUAAGAAACUUGGAUUUUCCAUUUAUAUAAAUAAAUGAUUGGCCAUUCA